This is a messenger RNA of Mirounga angustirostris (Northern elephant seal), 4305 nucleotides long. It is a transcript of the gene ZNF689, whose product is annotated as zinc finger protein 689. Gene Ontology annotation, biological process: regulation of DNA-templated transcription. The transcript has 3 exons. The record is from RefSeq and is a predicted model, not a curated record. The coding region runs from base 655 to 2136 and encodes 493 amino acids. NCBI's taxonomy places the organism in Eukaryota, Metazoa, Chordata, Mammalia, Carnivora, Phocidae.
GCCACCCGGGGUAAUCUCAGCCCCGGGUUGGUCGGAGCGGCUCCGUCACUCAAAUCCUUCCCUCUGUCAGCGAGGCAGCGCCCGCCAGAGAGCAGGGGCCCGUCACCGACGGCUGCCCAGCUCGCCGCCGCCCGCCGCCGAUCUGGCUGCAGGCACCCGGCGCGGAAGGUCGGCUUCCUGCCCUUACGCUUGCGUCGGCUUCGUUCAAACAAGCCGCUUUCGGCGGCACCCAAUCAGAACGCCCGAUCUUCGGCCGCCGCCCAAUGAGCGCGUGUAAUGGGGGAAAAAAAAGGGCGUGAAGCCCAAUCGCAGCGCCAUCACACUUGAGGGCAAAGAGGUUAGGAAGCCGGCAUGGCGCUCCGGUCAAUAAAAUCGAUAGCUGGAAGCUGCCUGUGUUCCAGGCUAAGGCGGUGCGGUAGCGGCGCCGCCAUCUUCCCCGAAGGCAUCUUCCGGUGCCUUUCACCCAAGUUCGGGCAGGAGUUUCCUGAAUAACAGCAAAAGGUUUCCGUUAGCCCCGCAAGGCGGCUGAUUCCGAUUCCCUCAGGGCCUCCCCAGGCACGCUCAGCUCCGGCCCGGCGGGGUUCCCAAAUCCCGGGGUCGGCCGGGGGUCCAGGCCGGGACGGGGAAGGCCGUGGCGCCGGCUUCUGGGGUCCAAUGGCGCCACCUUCGGCUCCGCUCUCCGCGCGGGGACCAGGAGAGGCCGGACCCGGCCGGAGAAGGGGAAGGAGGCCGCGGGCGGUGAAGUUCGCGGACGUGGCCGUGUACUUCUCCCCCGAGGAGUGGGGCUGUCUGCGGCCCGCGCAGAGGGCCCUGUACCGGGACGUGAUGCGGGAGACCUACGGCCACCUGGGCGCGCUCGGGUGCGCAGGUCCCAAACCAGCCCUCAUCUCCUGGUUGGAACGAAAUACCGAUGACUGGGAACCGGCCGCCCUGGAUCCGCAGGAGUGCCCAAGGGGGUUAACAGUCCAAAGAAAAACCAGAACCAGAAAGAAGAACGGAGAGAAGGAAGUGUUGCCACCUAAGGAGGCGCCCCGAAAGGGCAAGCGAGGCCGGCGGCCCAGCAAACCCCGCCUGAUCCCCAGGCAGACUUCUGGGGGCCCCAUCUGCCCUGACUGUGGUUGCACCUUCCCUGACCGGCUCGCCCUGGAGAGCCACAAGUGUGCCCAGAAUCUGAAAAAGCCUUACCCUUGCCCAGACUGCGGCCGCCGCUUUUCCUACCCGUCCCUGCUGGUCAGUCACCGGCGGGCACACUCUGGCGAGUGUCCCUAUGUCUGCGACCAGUGCGGCAAACGUUUCUCCCAGCGCAAGAACCUCUCGCAGCACCAGGUCAUCCACACAGGCGAGAAGCCCUACCACUGCCCGGACUGUGGCCGCUGCUUCCGGAGGAGCCGGUCCCUGGCCAAUCACCGGACCACGCACACCGGCGAAAAACCGCACCAGUGCCCCAGCUGCGGGCGGCGCUUUGCCUACCCCUCCCUGCUAGCCAUCCACCAGCGCACGCACACGGGCGAGAAGCCCUACACCUGCCUGGAAUGCAACCGCCGCUUCCGACAGCGCACCGCCCUGGUCAUCCACCAGCGCAUCCACACGGGCGAGAAGCCCUACCCGUGUCCGGACUGCGAGCGGCGCUUCUCCUCGUCCUCUCGCCUGGUCAGCCACCGGCGGGUGCACUCCGGGGAGCGCCCCUACGCCUGCGAGCACUGCGAGGCCCGCUUCUCCCAGCGCAGCACGCUGCUCCAGCACCAGCUCUUGCACACGGGCGAGAAGCCCUACCCGUGCCCGGACUGCGGCCGUGCCUUCCGGCGGAGCGGCUCGCUGGCCAUCCACCGCAGCACGCACACCGAGGAGAAGCUGCACGCCUGCGACGACUGCGGCCGCCGCUUCGCCUACCCCUCGCUCCUGGCCAGUCACCGGCGCGUGCACUCGGGCGAGCGGCCCUACGCGUGCGACCUGUGCUCGAAGCGCUUCGCCCAGUGGAGCCACCUGGCGCAGCACCAGCUCCUGCACACCGGGGAGAAGCCCUUCCCCUGCCUGGAGUGUGGCCGGUGCUUCCGCCAGAGGUGGUCUCUGGCCGUCCACAAGUGUAGCCCCAGGGCCGCCCUAGGGGGCGCCGGCCAGAAGGGCAGUGCCCUCUAGUACGGGAAGGACGGUAGAUUCUCACUUCAUUUCAUGGAGGGGUCCAGGCAAGGGAAGGAGAAGCCCCGGGUCGUCCAAGGCAGAGUCCGCAGGGAAACCCAGGUCUCCUGCUACGGACACCUGAACUUUAGUGUAUUUCACCACACUGGCUGCCGGACCGGUUGUGUCUAGAAGGGACAGUCCCGUUAGGCCAGGGGACAUCGCGUGGCUCUUUUCCAGGCUACCCUAUCCUGAAAGGAUUUCUGUGUGUGGAUAUCAGGGCUAAAAGUUCUCCCAUCUAUCUUAGGGGCUGUUUGCUUUUCUAGUUUGUGCAUACAGGCAUCACCUGUCCCCUUGUAUACAGUCCGGAGAAUCCCAUUUGUGGGGGGCAGUAUCUUGCCCUACUCUGCCCCUUCCUCCAUACCAGGGUUGAACAAACCUGGUUUAGCCCCCUUUUUUCAACACUCCUGCCAAGUGGUUUUUUACCCUUGCUUUAAAACCUCCCUUGACAGGGAGCUCACUACCUCACAAGGCAGGUCAUUUCACUGUGGGAUAGCUCUGAUCUUUAGAAGGCGGUUAAGGACCACCUUCGCCUGGCCCAGAGUAUGUAAUACUUCAUCGACAUGACAGCAUUUCCGAUAACUUAACCACAGCUGCUUUGCCCAUGUUUUCAGGUUCAAUGGCAUUAUUUGGUCAGUCAUUCCUUAAAGACGGGGUUUCAGCCCCCACACGUGCUUUCUCUCCAAUGUCCCUUUUAAAGGGUCAUGCAAAAAUAAGCCAGCACCACAGUGUGCCUGGUACACCUCCUUGGUCUCUACUUGUUUUAACAGCUCUAGGUUGCACUGAAUUUGGGGGUGGUGACACUGUAGCAGGGCUUCAUUGGGCUGUAGACACAGACAUACCUAAGCCUUUUUUUUUAAACCACAUACUGUGAAGCUAAGUCUCCUGCCCCCUGUGUUUGGAAAAUUGAUUCAAGUUGGGUCUGGGACAUAGGCAAAGUGAGCUUUGGGAGAAGACUGAUUUUAAGGAGAAGGAGGGGAGCUGUGGUCUAGCAGCAAGAGGUAAAACUGGGACUAGUCUGUACUUCAUCCAGGGGAUUUGGGUUAGUUCCAGGCAGCCAGUAGCUAGAAAAUCCUUGAGAACUGGGCCUCACUCCUCCCUGAUUCUCAGCCGAAUAAGGAGACAUCAGCACAGAACCUUCCAUGAGUCCUCAGUCAACAUUUUUCAUCAAGUGAGAUGAGGCCAUUCAAGGAGGGUAGAAAGUUAAGUAAUUGAAGACAGGACAGGAAGGAGUCUACAGUCAUCAAGUUGUGUUCAUGCCUGCCUUCCUUACAGAAGCUCCAGGGCAGUGGCGGCAAUGUGUCUUAAUCUUUGAUAUGCCUCCCUGGCACCCACCCCCGCGUAGAUGCUCAGUAAAGCUUUACUGCAUUCAAUGAACAAGGCCUACCACUUUGCCUUGGGUAGCUGCACCAAAUUGGAAUUUUCAAACAUGACUUCUCGCCUAUUCAACAGCUGGAGUGGGUCAUGUUCCUACCCCUGUUGCUUGUAUCUUCAGCUCUCCCAAUCUCAGCCCCAAAGUGGGAGAGCAGCUGGGGAACACAGUGUUUGUAAUUACCUCUGUGGUAUUUAGCAAGUUGCAUUGUAACUCUUGGUCUCUUUCUCCUUGGAUGAAUGGAUGAGCUGCCCCAACACAGGGGUCAUACCAGAUUGGGUCUCAUUAAAAUGUCGAUAAAUGAUGUUCCUUGUUGAAUCACUGUUUAUAAAAUAUAAGUCUAGGUUCUUGACUGGGUAAAAAUUUUUAGUUCUGAUGGAGACCUGCCUUCUCCUAACAGAGAGCUAUUCGAAUGUCUGCCUAGUUCUGUAUUAGAGCUGGCUAUUCUACUUUUAUCACCAGGCUGAUCCAACUCUUUAUCUAGGAAUUUUGUAACUUUCUUUGGGCCUGGAUUGUAACUCAUAAGACUUGGAGGCCAAGUUCCAGUGUGUGUGCAGUCAGUGGAGGGCCAAGAUGAUCGACAACUUCCUAGGUCCCCUAAGGCACUUCCGUCCCAGCGUCCAUUCCUGACCAGCUGUGAUCCUGGCCCUGUUUUCAGUGGGAGAUCCCAGUAUCCUUCCAAUUUGUUCCCCCUUCUGUUUCAGGUAGUUGGUUUCUGUUACUUGCAACCCAAAGAAUAAACUAAUCCACCAUCCCAA